Messenger RNA from Ficedula albicollis (Collared flycatcher), 1060 nucleotides. It is a transcript of the gene PIGH, whose product is annotated as phosphatidylinositol glycan anchor biosynthesis class H. NCBI's taxonomy places the organism in Eukaryota, Metazoa, Chordata, Aves, Passeriformes, Muscicapidae. Gene Ontology annotation, biological process: GPI anchor biosynthetic process. The record is from RefSeq and is a predicted model, not a curated record. Gene Ontology annotation, cellular component: glycosylphosphatidylinositol-N-acetylglucosaminyltransferase (GPI-GnT) complex. The annotation marks the transcript as partial. The transcript is spliced from 4 exons.
GGGUCCUGCCGGGAGCUGGCGGUGCGCGGCCCCCGCCUGCAGCUGCGCUCGCUCAGCGCCGCCACCUCGGCCGUCUGGCUGGCGGCCUACGGGCUCUUCGCCAUCAGCGAGAACAGCAUGGUGCUCUCUGCUGCCAUCGUCAUCACACUGGUUGGCCUGAUCAUUUACCUGCACUUCGUGAAGAUUGACCAGGAAUCCCUGUUGGUGAUCGGCUCACUCGGCAUCCAGGUGACUUCAUCCUAUGCCUCAGGGAAAGAGAGCACAACCUUCAUUGAGAUGGGUCAAGUGAAGGAUGUGGUUAUCAAUGAAGCUAUCCAUAUGCAAAAAGUCAUCUACUACCUGUGUAUCCUUCUCCGGGACCCUGAAGAUCCUCAGGGAGUAUCUGAGGUUGUGCCACUCUUUCAGAGCUCCAAGCCACGACUGGACUGCUUGAUAGAAGUGUACAAAAGUUGUCAAGAGAUCCUGGAGCAGAGGAAGACAGCUCCACAAUCAAGUGAAAUAAAAUAGCUGAAAAAAAGGCAGCAAACUUUCAGCAGAAGUCAGAGGGACAUAUGGAAAAGCAAGCAAAACUGCCCCAUGAGCAGAACUUUUUAGGCUCAUACAGAAAAGGUAUUUUCUUGCCUCUCCAGAAAAGAAUUAUGGGGAAAUAGGGCAAAGGGAGACAAGAAAAUGCAUCAAUUUUUUACUCUUUCAUGCAUCUGAAAAUUAUGCUAAUAUUAUAAAGUAACCUUGGCUGGACUGCCGUAAGUAUGCAUUCUUUGGUUUUUAUUUAACCCUUUGAAAACCACACUCUAAAUACCAAAGCUGAUGUGUGGGCUCAGAUAGUAACUUCGUGAUCACAGGAGAAUUUCAGAAGGACAAAACCAGAAAAUGAAACUGUUGCAUUCAGUUAUGUUUAAUGAAAUAAACAUAAGAGAUCUGAAGACUGACUUCUUCAGCAAUCUGCUUGAAAGAGUCCCAUGGGAAGAGGGAAGAGGGAACACUGUUCAAGAUGUAGUUAGAAAAGCUAAAGCCCAGCUGGAGAUGAAUCAGUUGAAGGAUGUCAAAGGCAACAAGAAUG